CUCUCUCUCUCUUUCUCUCUCUCUCUCUCUCUAUACCAUAUCUAACCUCUUUAAACUCACUUGUACACCUCUUCCACACACAAGAUUGCUUCAAAAGACUUGUGUGAACUCCAUGAAACCAACAAGAAGAGCAACUUUUAGCAUCUAAUGCUACAAAAUCCACUAAAAAUGAAUCUUGUUCCUUGCUUCAUCAAAGCUCUUCUACUUACCACAACACUACUCUUCACCUUAUCAGAAUCAAGAAACUGCAACAACACAGAUCAUCUUCUCAUCAUAAAGGCCUUUGCUUCAGUCUCCAACUUCAACUCUUCAUGGGUCCACUGCUCAAACUCAUCAAUCUCAAACAUCAACCUGUCUUCAAGAAACCUCAUAGGUACUCCCUCAUGGAACUUCAUCAAAAACAUGACUCAUCUUCAUACCAUUAACCUCUCCAACAACUCUCUUAAAGGCUACAUACCCACAUGGUUUUGGUCCAUUCCAAGUUUAACACAAGUCAACCUCUCACACAACAAGCUAGGUGGUACUAUCGGAUCCGAAUCCGGGUCGGGUAACCCAUCUUCAAUCCAAGUUCUCAAUCUUUCUUCCAACAGGUUCACUAACUUAGCUCAUCUUUCCAACUUCUCAAACCUUUAUGUUCUUGACAUCUCUCAUAACAACUUAAAGGUGUUACCUUUUGGUCUAAACUCUUUGAAAAAACUCCAACAUCUUGAUCUUUCUUCAUGUAACAUCUCGGGUCAUUCAAAACCCUUAUCGGAUCUAACCUCAUUGGAGUAUCUAGACAUUUCAAACAACCACAUAACCGGCACUUUUCCAAAAGAUUUCCCACCACUUUCCACCAUCAACUUCUUGAAUAUCUCAUUCAACAACUUCACUGGCUCAUUACCAUAUGAUAAACUUCAAAGAUUUGGUAACUCUUCAUUUACCAACUCAGGAAUGUUAUUCAAAGUUUCAAACUUUUCAAACCAUCAUACCAAGAAACCACAUAUCAAACCACACCAAAUUGUUUCAGCUAACACUCAUAGUAACCCUAAAGAUCCCACACCCACAAACAAAGAUAAAAAAGAUCACAAACCCAUAUCAAAAAAGAGGGUUUUCAUCAUCAUAAUCAUAUCUUCUGCAUCAGUAUUAAUAUUAUCAGCCAUGUUGGUAUCCAUAUGUUGCAUAUGUAGGAAAAGGAAGAUGGCAAAAAGAAACAAAUGGGCUAUAUCUAAACCGGUUAACCAAACUCAACCGUUUAGGGUUGAAAGAUCCGGCCCGUUUUCGUUUGAAACGGAGUCCGGGUCAUCAUGGGUGGUGGAUGUUCGUGAACCGUCGUCAGCUGCGGUGGUGAUGUUUGAAAAGCCGUUGAUGAGUUUUACUUUUAAGGAUUUGAUGGGUGCCACGUCAGAGUUUGGGAAAGAGUCCUUGCUGGCAGAAGGGAGGUGUGGGCCCGUUUACCGAGCUGUACUGCCAGGUGAUAUCCACGUGGCAGUGAAGGUGUUGGAGAGUGCUAGAGGGAUGAGUCAUGAUGAGGCUGUUUGUAUGUUUGAAGAGCUUUCGAAGCUCAAGCAUCCAAAUUUGCUUCCUAUAUCUGGUUACUGCAUUGCAGGAAAGGAAAAACUCGUGUUGUACGAAUUUAUGGCCAAUGGUGAUCUCCACCGCUGGCUACAAGAACUUCCAACGGGGAAAACAGACGUGGAAGACUGGAGCACCGACACAUGGGAAUACCCAGCCGACUCAUCAUCACCCGAAAAAAUGGAAUGGCGGACACGUCACAACAUCGCGGUGGGAAUAGCCCGCGGUCUAGCCUAUCUCCACCACGCCCAAUCCACACCAAUAGUCCACGGCCACCUGGUGCCAUCCAACAUCCUCCUAUCCGAUUACCUCGAUCCCCGAAUCGCCGACGUGGGACUGAGUCACAACCGAGUUGACUCAGCCACCACCGAUUCCGACGUGUACAGUUUCGGCAUUGUGUUAAUCGGGUUGUUGACAGGCGAAAGCGGUUCGGAUGAAACGGUAGCGAGAGCUAGAAAGUUGGUUAGGGAAGGUCGAGGGGUGGACGCGUUGGACGCACGGUUGCGACUCGGGGACAACUCAGUGAGUGAGAUGGUUGAGUGUCUCCGAGUUGGGUAUCUUUGCACGGCUGAAACACCUGGCAAAAGACCAACGAUGCAACAAGUUUUGGGGAUGCUGAAAGACAUACAUCCCGUCAUGCCCGAGUUAAACUGACCAACUUUUUGUUUAUUUUUUUGAACUUUGUUUUGUCAUGGUCUUACUUUUUUUUUUUUAAUUAUAAAAUACAGGGCUAUGAUUGCUGAAUUCAGAUGAUUAUUGCUUCAGUGGGUUGUACAUUGUGCAUAAAAAGUUGUACGUGUUA
Molecule: messenger RNA, 2356 nt
Organism: Helianthus annuus (common sunflower)
Lineage: Eukaryota; Viridiplantae; Streptophyta; Magnoliopsida; Asterales; Asteraceae
Product: calmodulin-binding receptor kinase CaMRLK
Exons: 2
Coding region: 148-2208 (686 amino acids)
Biological process (GO): protein phosphorylation
Molecular function (GO): protein binding; ATP binding; protein kinase activity
Source: RefSeq, a predicted model, not a curated record